AUGCUCGUAGCCCGUGCCCAGAGUGCCACGACUUCUCCUCUCCAUCGCCGCUGCCUCCCGCUCCUGCGCACGGAGUUUACCAUCUUGAAUCAGCUGAGAGACUUGCAGCACCCAUCGCCUCUUUCGGGGAUGAACACCACUCCGGAUCUGCUACUCGUCAACAAGCGCACGCCUCUUUCGGAGAGGAAUACAACUCCGGAUCAGGGCGGCGGCGGUGACGAGGAUGCCGCCAAGCGCAAGCUCUCCAACCCGAUCCUCGCGCGUGUCGUCGUUGGUCGCAAACUUUCGAAACCUCGCCAGAAGCCCGUCUCAGAGCGGCCCAUCCUCAGGAUGCGCGGCGACAGGGAGGCCAGGUACCGAAGCCAAUCUACUGGACACUAUCAGACGGAUUUGCUAGCUUCUCGCAAAGAGAAGUUCAAUGAUAUUAGCCCUCAGGCGGGCUUCGAGGAGGAUCUGUACGCUGCUAUGGCGCUGUCUGGCACCAAGGCUCAGGUCCUCGAGAUGCAUAAGGACCGUUUGGAGGCAAAAGAAGAGUCCCCACCCUUCAACAAGCCGCGCGAGGCUACACCCGACCUCACCACCUUCACAAACAUCCAGAAGCGCGAAUGUCGCAUGACACAAUGGGACAUCAAGUCCGCAGGCUACGAGAACAUCACCGCCGGAUGGCGUCGCAACUCACUCCAGUCCCACUGGUUCGCCUAUCCCGUUCAGUGGCUCACGCUUGAAGCGCAUCCUCCCCGAGACAGAAUGAUCGCCAACAGCUCUGUCAUGGACAAGAGCAUAUCACCAUCGCCAAAGAGUUACCGCAGCGACGACUUCGAGAACACAUACAGUCCAGGCUCUGUCCUGGACAAGAGCAUAUCACCAUCGCCAAAGAGUUACCGCAGCGACGACUUCGAGAACACAUACAGUCCAGGCCGAUGGAACCAGUUUACUGACCCCAACAACACCACCGUCUUCAUCGGCGGCCUCUCCGGCUAA
Messenger RNA from Alternaria triticimaculans, 981 nucleotides. RefSeq lists its product as uncharacterized. Lineage: Eukaryota; Fungi; Ascomycota; Dothideomycetes; Pleosporales; Pleosporaceae. The transcript has 6 exons. The coding region runs from base 1 to 981 and encodes 326 amino acids. The record is from RefSeq and is a predicted model, not a curated record.